AAAUUUUUCAUGGUUUAAUAGUAAUUCUAGCCUUUUUUCGACAUCAGGGCGAUACCUUACACAUUACUUAUGGCUCCUAAAAGAGUCGAGUUUUAUCUGAUCCUAGUCCUUUCGUUUACGCUUUUAGGUGGAUCCAUGGCACAGUCGAGCACGAACUGCACCAGCACACUCAUGACCCUCUCCUCGUGUUUAAGUUACGUUACUGGAAACUCGUCCACUCCAUCCUCCUCCUGUUGCUCGUCUCUUGGUAACGUUGUUCAGUCGCAGCCCCGGUGUCUUUGUCCUCUACUAAAUGGUGCUGGUUUGUCUUUUGGUUUAAAUAUAAACCAAACUUAUGCUCUGGCACUUCCCAGCGCAUGUAGUGUUCAAACUCCUCCCGUUAGCCAGUGUAAAGCGUCUGCAAAUGGACCGGCCUUUUCCCCUUCGCCUUCACCGAUCAACUCCCCUGCAGAUGGUUCUGACGAACCGGCUAAGAGUCCCACUACAACCACUAUUCCCUCUGGUCCUCAAGGAUCAGGAUCAAAGACAGAACCAAAUACCAGUGGGAAAACUUCUGAUGGAAAUAUCAUCAAAUCGCCGAUUCAUCUCGCGACGGUGUCUUUAUUCGUUGCAGCAACCAGGAUGAACUUUUAGGCUUCCUGAGGACUUUUGUGCUGGUUACAUUGUCUGUUAACAGAGUUAUUCUGCCUGUUUUGAAUGCUUAUAACCUGCUUAUAAUUGUUUUUGAAUUCACUUAUUCUCUAUUGUUUUCCAGAGUUUGUAUUAAGGAAAUUGAUUUUUCUUAUUUUGUCAUUAA
Molecule: messenger RNA, 796 nt
Organism: Olea europaea var. sylvestris
Lineage: Eukaryota; Viridiplantae; Streptophyta; Magnoliopsida; Lamiales; Oleaceae
Product: non-specific lipid-transfer protein-like protein At2g13820
Exons: 3
Coding region: 70-633 (187 amino acids)
Biological process (GO): lipid transport
Molecular function (GO): lipid binding
Source: RefSeq, a predicted model, not a curated record